AUGGCGGCACAGGUUUAUCCCUCUUCAAUGAGACUUCAAUUUUGCUAUCCUCAUUCAAAGUUCAAUCAACCACGCUUCUCAUCAUUCUCAAUUCGAAGUCCUCGCCUCCAACCUAUCAUCUGUAGCGCCUCCAAUGUCAAACCAAAUAAGCAUUCUUCUUCCUCAUCCACCAAAAACAAAAACCUAAACAACAACCACAACAACAAGAAGAAUAGCAACAAGAGUGGCACGGAAGCUAGUGAUUCCAAUUCCUCUUCCGGUUCUUCUCCGCCUUACAUUCCAACCCAACUCCCUAGUCCACCGGCUGGUUUCGUUGUAGGGGAUUCCGGCAAGCUGCUCAAGUCUUCCAAUGACCGAAUUGCCACACUUGUUGAUCCUACAAACAAUCUACCUUUGGAGUGUGUGAUAAGGAGAGUUUUCACCAGUUCUGAAGGAGAUGAAUGCUUGUUGCUAUGCCCACUUGACAUGCCUGUCCAUGUAUUACGGAGCACGGGUGAUGGAUGGUCAGAAGUUAGUUACAAGGAGCUUGAACCUCUUUUGCCUGCUGCUGCUUUCGCACUUGCCAAAUUACGCAUUCAUCUGGUUUAUAGUGGAUACUGUUAUACUGCCCGUGGUGGUUUAUGUUACUCAGAAGAAGACAUACUCGAGUUUCAUGCAGAGGGUCAAGGCGGUGGCUUGGCAACCGAGGGUGUAAAAAUCACACACUUCAAUCAGGAAGGAGAACACUACAUGAUAUAUACACCAUCUGACCCUCUUGUUUUUAUUGCUGCAAAGGAUCAAAAUGGAAUGCUACAAAUUGCCGACGAGGAACUGCUUGAGGAUCCUGCUGUCAUUAGCGCCAGAGAUGAAGAGACAGAAUUUAAUGCCUUGAUGGUGGAGGAAGAAGCUGCACUCCUUGACUCACUGUUGUGA
This is a messenger RNA of Vicia faba (fava bean), 912 nucleotides long. NCBI's taxonomy places the organism in Eukaryota, Viridiplantae, Streptophyta, Magnoliopsida, Fabales, Fabaceae. The record is from the annotation of a GenBank genome assembly.